Messenger RNA from Chara braunii, 3917 nucleotides. The record is from the annotation of a GenBank genome assembly. NCBI's taxonomy places the organism in Eukaryota, Viridiplantae, Streptophyta, Charophyceae, Charales, Characeae.
GCAGGGGCGAAUGUCUUUUGGGUGCGAGCCAGCGAUGGGGUUUUCUGUCAAGUUUCAAUAGCGAGUUUUGGUUUCCUGUGCCAUGCAGGCAAGGCGUUUCUUUUUGUGUCGCACGGCUUGUUGGGGCCAAGUAUUGGUGGUUUCCUGCCCCGUACAGGGGAGGCGUUUUCUUUUCGUGUCGCACGGCUUGUUGGGGCCAAGAAGAGUGAGCUGUAGUUGAAUACGAAUUGGAGUAAGAGGGUCGGCGGUGUAGGCGCGAGGUACAAAGUCAGCGAGUAUUCGCGGAGGCUGGAAGGAUCAGGAGAGUGCCUGAAGUUCUACGGUCUGAUAGGAAUCGAAUCAUCCGAGUAGCCGGUUCUGUUCUUUCGUUUGAUAUCCCAGACAUGCAUUCGACGAUGCACUCCUUUUGAGGUAGUUGGUGUUGUACAGCAUAGAAAACAGGCGUAUGAAUGAUUCUUGUACAUUCAUUUGGAAAAGGGGAAAGGGAGCGGAGACGUUGCGGUGAACGCGGUGGUCCGAGGUUGACAUUGUUUAUGGAAGUGGCUAUGGAGGGACUUCCGGCGGGAGGAAGCAGGGGUGUGGAGAGUGCCGCGGUCGCCGCGGCGUCACUGGAGAAAUUGUCGAUUGAAACGGCCGAUCACGAGAUGCAUUCGACGUACAGGAUCCCGACUCCAACUGCGUCGAUCGUACGCCCGAGGAGUCAUUAUCUCUUCGAGGGUGUGCGGAUGACGAUGGUGUACAGAGUUUGGGUUGCUGCAGAAUGGCGUUUUGGGGACGCAGACAUUCGGGAGAUAACGGAAGCCAUAGACGAGGGGUUCAAUGUGGUGGAUUCGGGGUACAAUUGCUACAAUCCGACUUCGGAUAUCGCGGCAAUCAAUAGGGCGAACGUGAAUCAGCCGGUGGAUCUGUCGAAGGAGAUGGGAAUGUUUUUGCUCGGUCCUGUGAAGCACGCGGUGCAGUGGAGCGACGGUCUGUACGACCCGACGGUCCGCCCUUUGCUUCAGCUAUGGAAAUUGAGGGUGUCACAGGGCGAGGAGCCGUCUGACGAGGAGAUCCAGCGGUUGAAGCGGCUUGUAGGCUUCGACAAGGUGAAAUUCGGCGGAAAUGUUGCGAAUCCGCAGGAGGGUGGGGUUACCCUCACGAAGACGGUGAGAGGGAUGCAGCUGGAUCUUUGCGGUAUCGCGAAGGGUCUGGCGGUCGAUCACAUCGUCAACAGGUUGAAGGCCUUGGGGCAUCACAACGUAUACGUUGAUUGGGGUGGAGAUAUCCGUACCGUCGGCUCUCACUCUUCGAGGCCGUGGUUAGCAGCGCUUGCGUAUCCGAAGACAAUCCCGGAUGUGGUGGACCACGCUCGGCAGAACGACCAAAGUCGCAACAAACCGACGAAGGUCACGCUUCAGAUGGGAGCGAGCCCUCUGUCGGUGUCGUGUGCCGUCCAGGCUCGUCACGGAGAACAUCCCCAUGCUGUGAAUGGUCCCGCCAGCCCCACUGAAAGGGAUGUCGACUCUACCACGGCUGGAGGAGGGAAGCUUAAGGGCGAGAAGUAUGCGGGUUAUGUCCGAAUUAAUGAUAUGUCAAUGGCCACUAGCGGUGAUUACGAGAACGUCUGGUUAACUUACAAGAAGGCAGGAGAAAAUGCACCACCUAAGAAGCACGUGUAUUGCCACAUAGUGCUUCCCACCACGGGAAAGUGCAUGGAGCCUGGUGAGGGGACAGUUGCGAGUGUAUCUGUGAUUACACGUCAUUGCUCUUACGCGGAUGGAGUUGCGACUGGUGCCCUUGCUCAAGGAGAUGCUCAGAAGAGCAGUGCCUGGCUCGAUGAGGUCAUCGAGAAGAGCGACGGGGAAGUCGUUGGAUACUGCAUCAUUACGCGGGGAAUGGGUGAGGUGAUCACGUCUCCUGUUUUUCGGUCUUUGAUGAUGUGAUUCGUCAUCGGAUCCGUUGUGGAUGAACAGCGGGGUCUUUGAUAAGGGUUCAGUCCAUUCGCAGAAGCCGCCAUUGUUCAUGACAAUUUCUUGGGGGAUUGUUGUCUGCUGUCCUCUGACCGGUGUGUUUCUGUAGCUGAGGCUCUCCGCUGUUUUGCUCGUUCGGAAGCUCAGUGAUGGAAGGGGCUUGGUUUGGUUGUUGCUGUGAGAACUGCUUGGAGGUGUAGCAAGGGGGUUUUCUUCGGUGGUUGCCGGGAGAUGGCGGAGGGGGGUAACUGAAAGGAAGAGUUUUUCAAAGCGCGUCCGAGGACGCAAAGCGUUGGAUAGACGAUAAUAAAAAGUAAGCUCCUAUUGGGUGUCAUGUCAGUCUGAAGAAAGAACUGUGACAUGAUUAUCAAUGUGGUCGCAAGUUCAAUUCGCUGAUGCUGGGACUUUCGUAUGCUCGUUUCGAGCGUUGUGUAGUUGAGAUUUCUUUUUCUCGUAAAGCUGGAAGGUGGUGGAGAACGGACGGCAUUGCUUGCUUGGUGUCGCGCAGCGGUUGUCUGUGCUCGUCGCUGCAGGGAUGGUUAUAUAGUCGUCGGCAACCUGUGCGACAGGCUCGAGGAACGACUUUUCUCAUCGAUGUAGGUUUCUGAGUGUCCGCUGCUCUUUGGAUUGGGACCUUUUAUCCAUUUACUUUCUCGGUGAUGUCUUGUGGAACGGGCUUUUAUUUCGUUGAGGAAUGCAAGUUUCUGACUAUCCAGCGGUCUGGAUUGGGACCUUUUAUCGAUUAACUGUACGGUAUUGUCAUUUGAGUGCUAUCGAAUGAAUCAUCCUUGGUGGAGAGCGCAGCACUGGUAUUUGGAUUUUUUUUGUUUUAAUGGUGUUUUGUUUUUAAUGGUUGUCCCUUUAGUGCGUGUAAAUAUAUCGGGGCGAGGUGUAUUAGGAUGGUUGGUUGGUCUCAAUUGGACGGUCGACGUGGACAGAUGGCCGGGGGGCAUCCGAAUGGAAAGGAAGUCUAACGCGUGUGUACCAUUUGACGGUUUUCUCAGGUCUGGGACUAAUAAAGUGGUCUGUGGCGGCGGUAGCUCGCUGUUGGGGGCUGGGAGGACGGUAGGAAAGGAAGACUGAAAAGCGACGUUCCCGCCGGUUCGGAUGCCUUGCUGCCCUUUGAGCACCUACUUCAACCGUUCAACGAAAUGGAAAAUUGUGCUUCAGGAACAAGUAGAGGGACGUUUCGGGGACUCGACACUUUUCCGGAUGGUGUGAAGGUCUUGCACCUGUCUCGGGUACUGCCUGCGAUUCAAUGCAGGAUGUAGGUUUUUCAUUUGGGUGUGCGAGUGCCGAACCGAUCGGUCGAUCAAAUAGUAACCAAUCUGCCGAGUUGCUUGUUUCAUGCUGUUGUUGCGGAAGUUGAGGCUGGCGAGAUUAUUCACGAGCGGGAGAGGAGCAGCAAGCGGGUUAGAGGCUGGAGUGUGGAACAUGCUGAACCGAUCGGUCGAUCAAAGAGUUAACCAAUCUGCCGAGUUGCUUGUUUUCAUGCUGUUUUUGCGGAAGCUGAGGCUGGCGAGAUUAUCCACGAGCGGGAGAGGAGCAGCAAGUGGGUUAGAGGCUGGAGUGUGGAGUGGCAUGCGGCGGGUGAGAGGCUGUAGUGUGGAGCGGUUGGCUGGAGGGAGGCAGUGUAGCCUGGUAAUGGAAUGGUAUUGUCUCUCCAGGAGCGGGUGGCGUAUUUGCCGUUAGUCGAAUAAAGAUUUUCGGGGAGCUGAUGGCUGGAAAAAUAAAGCUGUGUUGUUUGCCGUUGGAGAUUGUUCUGGACAAGCGGACUGGGAGGAGCCGCCUGGGAUGAACGUGGUAAUGAUGAGGUGGUGAAUGAGUGGUGAAGUGUGGUGUGACGUCUUGUGUGGCGGUGGGAGAAGAUUCUGUAAUCAUGAUCCUACUCGGUUGAUCAGGACGGCUUUCGUGAUCAUGCAAUUGAGCCUCUGAAAUGCAGAGUUUGAAGCAAAGGAUGGUCAA